GGGGAAAUGAAAUCCCCAAAAUUUUGAAAACCCGCCUUGUUCUUUUCUACCUUUUUUCUAUCUUUCAUCUUCACAAUCGAUUCUCUCCUCUCCCUCCUCUCCAAUCCGCUUCUCCCCUACUCCUGACCUUACUUGUUAAUCGUCUCAUCGGAUCUCUACUCUAAUGUCUCUCUGAAGAUCAAGAAAUUUCAAGCCCUAGUCUCCCUCUGAGGCAGAGACGAAAAGAGAAAGAAACAUGAACAAUGCACCUAUCGUUGUUACGACUUAUGAUGCUUCUCAAAUCUUCUCAAAGCUUUUGAUAAGAACAUUGGCUGAGUUGCUUCUCAAAGCUUUUUAUAAGCACCCCGUCGGCUUUGCAUAUCGGAAAUCGACCCACAUCCUCAAAUUAGGGGCAACAAAAUCAACUAUUUCUGGAACUUGGGUUUCGGUUCCAAUUGAAAUUGAAGGGUUUCUGGUCACCAUGAUCAAAGGGUCAUCAAUAACCGUUAAAGCUUACUCGGCAGAUCAGUCUUCUUCUCCAGCGUCUAACCAGUAUUCCAUGGAAUACUUUCAGGUGUUGAAAUUUGGUGAUUAUAGGUUUAGGACCUGCUGGUUACACAGCAGCAAUCUACGCAGGUCGUGCCAAUUUGAAGCAUGUAGUGAGGGAUAUCAAAUAGGCGGUGCAAUAUGUGAUGAAGCUACAGGGGCGACUGCCAAAAGGCUUAAAUUACCUCGUGAAGAUGAGUUCUGGAGUAGGGGAAUUAGUGCCUGUGCAAUCUGUGAUGGAGCUUCACCAAUUUUUAAGGGUGAAGUUCUUGCUGUUGUAGGAGGAGGUGAUACAGGAACUGAGGAAGCAAUAUAUUUGACUAAAUAUGCAAGACAUGCACAUUUACUUGUACACAUAGAUCAAUUAAAGGCCUCACGAGCUAUGCAGGACAGAGUUUUUGAUAAUCCAAAUAUCACGGUGCAUUUCAACACAGAGACAGUUGAUGUUGACGCACUUGUUAAAGAUGGACUUCUUGAUAAGCUAAAAAUUGGACCUCUAGAAACAGUUAAAGGAGGAAGUAUAGACCCUAAGGGGGCAUUGUUGGAUUUUUUUGGUUUUCAUGAGGAGGCUGAUGAUGUAUUAAGCCGAGUGGAAGAACUUCAACUCCUUGAAAAACGAUUAAACUGCUAUAAUGAUCCAAUCUCACAGUUUCAGGCUUUGAUGUACCUCAAACCUGCAAUCCACAUCAGGUGUUGGUGUCAAGCUUGUUGGCAAUACAGUGUGGAGUACCCUCUUUCAUCAAUUCUUGAUAGUGAUGUCACGUGA
This is a messenger RNA of Lactuca saligna, 1291 nucleotides long. The record is from the annotation of a GenBank genome assembly. NCBI's taxonomy places the organism in Eukaryota, Viridiplantae, Streptophyta, Magnoliopsida, Asterales, Asteraceae.